CAGAGAACGAAAAAGAGAGAACCUUGAAGAGCAGGAGAGACAAGGGAGGACAUCAGCGGCGUGUAGAAGGCGGCAAAAUAAAAAACAAACAUCUGGAGACAAUGUUCGAUGUCAGGGACUGAAGACAGAAAGGACCGGGAACAACUUCUACUGCAGUCUACGCAAUCGCUCUCCCAGCUGACGCAAACCGGUGGAAAAGGCGUGCACAGACGCGCGCACACACUCCCGGCUCAAAGCGCACACUUGGAGGAGCAACAUGUUUGAGGAGCAGGCGACAAAGGUCAAGAUCACGUCUGUGGUGAUCAUCGUCGGCAUGUCGGCCAUGCUGGCGGCUGUGGUGACCGACCACUGGGCCGUCCUCAGUCCCCGGGUGGAGAGGCUCAACGCCACCUGUGAGGCGGCCCACUUUGGCCUCUGGAGGCUUUGCAAGAAGAGCAUCUUCAUGGUGAAAGAGGACCCUCAAGGCAAAGGAUGUGGCCCAAUUAGCUUACCUGGAGCAAAAAACUGCUCUUACUUCAAACACUUCACAUCGGGUGAAGAAGCAGAGGUUUUUGAAGUGAAGACCCAGAAAGAGUACAAUAUCUCCGCUGCGACUAUCGCCAUCUUCAGCCUAUGCUUCAUGAUCCUGGGCACUCUGUGCACAAUCUUUUCCUUUGGAAAAGGGCGAGACUACUUGCUCCGACCUGCUGGGAUGUUCUUUGCGUUUGCAGGCCUUUGCAUUAUCAUCUCGGUUGAAGUGAUGCGUCAGUCUGUCAAGCGAAUGAUCGAUAGCGACGAGACCAUCUGGAUUGAAUACUAUUACUCCUGGUCCUUUACCUGUGCCUGCGCCUCCUUCACCCUGCUCAUCCUCAGUGGAGCUGCCCUCCUCCUUAUCUCCAUGCCCCACAUGCCUCGUAACCCCUGGGAAACCUGCAUGGACGCUGAGCCGGACACCUUGGAUUAGCCACGGGUGCUUUUACAGGAAUUGAUUGUAAACAGUUUUAAAAAGCUUGUGGUUGUGUAACUCUUAACCUUUCAACUACAUGUAGCUCAACUAAAAGUCAUUAAGUUUACUUACUUUUUUUUAUCGGUUUUCCACCUUUCUUUUCCUUUUUUCAGACAAUAUUUCCAAAUUUAACCUUCAUUAGUUUGAAUUUAUUAAUUUAAAUUAAGAGUUUUGCAAUAUCACAAUUUGUAUGGUCACAAUGACUUGGAAUUACAGUGCCUCGCAAAAGUAUUCUUAUUUACUGAACUCUUUCACACUGUGUUGUGUAAAUAUUACACAUUUCAGUGCAUUCCUGGAGAAUCAACACAAGGCAGCUGUUCUGUUAACAGGUUUGUGAGGGACCAUUGGAGCAUCAUGAAGACAGUCUUUCAACAACUCCCAAAUUACCAUUCCAUCUAUCAAAUGAAAAUAAGAAGAGUAAGGCUAAACUGCAAACUUACCAAGACAUGAUGGCCACCUAAACUGACAGAAAUGGAGAGCAUUAAUCAGAAAAGCAGCAAAGAGGCCCAUUAUAACUCUGGAGGAGCUGCAAGGAUCAAGUGGGAGAAUCUCUUCACAGGGAAGCUCUUAGUCAUGCACUUUGCAAAAAUAUAGCCAAUGUUGAUAGAAAGCCAUAGGAAAUCUCAUUUAAAGUUUGUCACAAGCCUUGUAGGGGGAAACAGCAAACAUGUAAAAGAAGGUGCUCUGGUUCGAGGACAGCAAAUCAGAAUUUUUUUUGGCAUUCAUUCAAAUUUGCACUGCGCAUCAACCUGAAUCACCAUCUCCAGCAUGAAACAUGGUGGUGCCAGCAUCAUGCUGUGGGAUGCUUUUCUUCAGCAGGGAGGGGGGCGGGGGGCCUGGUCGGAGUUAAACAUGAACGGAGCUAAACGCGGCCAAAAUCUGGUAGAAAAACUGCUAGUAGCUGCAAAUAGUUGAAACUGGAAAGGAAGUUUACCUUCCACCAGGGCAAUGAGCCAAAAUAUCAAAGCCUGUUUAUUUGUUUGGGUGACUCUUCCUUGAAGCCCUACAUCUCCAUGUGACUAGGGUUGACAUUUGUCAUUUUAACUUGGUUAUUUGCAUAAAAUCCAAAAAAAUGUUUUUAAUUUUUAUUUUUUUAUUUUAAAAAAGAAUGCACAGAAGUUUGCAGUUGCAAGGUGAGGAAAUCCUAAAAGGUAUCAAUACUUUUGCAAGGCUCUGUAUUUGCAACAUCAAUAUUUUUUUUAACUUUCCUUAAGUUCUUAAAUGAUAGGAUAGGUUAAUUUAAAGCUGUGAAUAUGAUAGCUAUGAUACUUAGUGUGGGAAAAUGUAAAUGUUUUGUACUCAUUUAACUGUAAAUGAUGCACCGGUUUCUCCCAUUGAUCAUGUUGUUCUCGUUAGAUAAAGACUUCAUUUAGACAGACUCCUUUUACCCAGUUGUUUCACGUGUUAUUAGCCACCUGCCUAAUGUGUUUCUGUGAGUCACAGUGGCCCAGCAGUCAUUCAGCUGAUGCAAGUGCAAUAAAAUUAAAGACCCCUAAAGUACACGUUUUCACAUGAACAAAACAUUUGAUAGAAAUAUUUCUCUGCUGAGGACCAUUUUACCGCAGUAACCAGAAAAAAAAAACCCAUUCCAAUAGUUAUCACAGUGUGACAGCAUUACACGGGACAUCUAAAAUGACACAAUUAAAGCACGUUCCGCAUGUCUUUUCUGCACAUUUCAAGCUAUUUAAUCACUAGAUUAAUUAAAGCUAAAUCACAGCUCAGGACGUUAAUGUUGAGGAGGUGAGAGGCCACAACUAAGCGAUGGAAACUGAAAAGGUGUCUCAUGAUGACAGGCUGAAAAUAUUGGUAAUCAUGUAUAAUUUGUAAUUAGCAUUUUUUUCAUAAGAUCAAUAUUUGUUGUUUUUUUUCCCUCAGAAGGAUCAAUAAAAACAUUUAAAUCCCCCAAACAUUUGUAUUUUUACUUGAGGGCUGGUCUCUUCUGUCACAUUAAGUCAAAUAAAUUAAAGAGUGCAAACAGAUAAUUGUGUAAGGGUUGGCAAAAUGGAGGCAUGAAUAAUCUUGGAGAAUGACAAGUUGGCUUUUGGUUUUGGCCAAUAUGUACCUUUUUGGCAAGCACUUGCAUACGUUUCUUAUAGCUCA
Fundulus heteroclitus (mummichog) is the source of this 3085-nucleotide messenger RNA. RefSeq names its product calcium channel, voltage-dependent, gamma subunit 1b (gene cacng1b). Gene Ontology annotation, molecular function: voltage-gated calcium channel activity; calcium channel regulator activity. The transcript is spliced from 4 exons. The record is from RefSeq and is a predicted model, not a curated record. Gene Ontology annotation, biological process: regulation of calcium ion transmembrane transport via high voltage-gated calcium channel; calcium ion transmembrane transport. The coding region runs from base 257 to 943 and encodes 228 amino acids. NCBI's taxonomy places the organism in Eukaryota, Metazoa, Chordata, Actinopteri, Cyprinodontiformes, Fundulidae. Gene Ontology annotation, cellular component: L-type voltage-gated calcium channel complex; membrane.